This is a messenger RNA of Glossina fuscipes, 1756 nucleotides long. RefSeq names its product protein FAM114A2. Lineage: Eukaryota; Metazoa; Arthropoda; Insecta; Diptera; Glossinidae. The transcript is spliced from 3 exons. Bases 275 to 1705 code for a protein of 476 amino acids. The record is from RefSeq and is a predicted model, not a curated record.
AAGAAACAACAAAUAUUAUUGACGUUUAACAAAGUGAGAUUUAUUCAAGAAUAUGUUUAAUUGAAAAGUCAAUAUUUAUUAUAAUUUUUUUAAUAAAAAUCUACAAUACAACUAAUUUCAUCUUGGAUUAAUAGUCAACAUACAUAUAUAUUCGCAAUUCUAAUAGUUAUUAUGCCAUGUGAACUGUAGAGAGAGCAUUUAAUAAAUAUAAUUUUCUUUUCUCAAUUUUGACACGUAAAUCAAAUUCUAGCUAAUUUAAUAAACUUUAUAAAAAAUGGCAGAAGUUAAUAAAAAAAAUAUCGAUGAUAAUAAGAACGAUUGGGAAGAUGACGAUGAUAAUUGGGAUGAUUGGAAUUGCGAAGAAGAUAAUUCAAAAUCACAAGCGGACUCAGCAACUCAGGAGCUAAUAAAUAAUAAUAAAGAGGAAUCAAGUGAUAAAAAAGAGCAAACAAAGGAGAAUAACAAUUAUUCAAAAGACGCAGAAAAAUCUUUCAUAGCGAAUAAUUCGGGGAUGGGUUGGAGCAGCCUGUUUGGUGGCGUUAUGUCGUCAGUUUUUACAACAGCAAGCGAGGGUUUUGGUAAUAUAACCAAUACUAUGACACAGCAAUUGGAUAAAGUGAUUGGCUUGCCAGAUCCUUCCGAAAUGGCACGUUUAAAUGCUUUGGAAGAAGCAAAAGCGGAAAGGUUAACAGAAGAAAAUUCCCAAAAAGAUCAAGCACUGGCGGCUAGUGGCAAUAAUCAAUUGUUUGGUUUGAAUUUGGUAACAGGCGUUACUAGCCUGGGUACCAAAGUUAUCAAUACCGGUUUAGAUACUCUGGAAGGCAUCGGCAAGAAAACUAUGACAAUCUUACAAGAGAAUGAUCCUUCGUUUAAGGUUAAAAUCAAAAAAUUUACAAUGGAAGCGGAAAAACCGAACUUAAGUGAAAUUCUCAAACAAGCUAAAGACGAAAACGAGAAAAUCGAACAGACCUUAAAAGAUUUAAAUUUGGAAAAUAAACAAGAUGAGGUAACAUUUAAAGCCUUGUUCGAAAAUAAUUGCGGUCUAGUACAUUUGGAAGCUUUAGAAAUACUCUCAAAAGAAUCUGAGCUAAAAAUUCGUACAUUAUUACAAACGACAAAACACGGUGACUUGAUUGAAUUGAAUGAAACGUUGGAAGAGGUAAAAGAACUUUUAGAACUGGAAGAAAUCGAUGAACAAGAAAGCACUUUCGAACCUUACGAUCUUGAAGAAUUGGAAAACAGACUUAAUGGAGCCUUAGAUGAUAUCAAAUUGGGUAUAACUUUUGAAGACAUAGUAAAAUUAUGGUCGGAUACACUUAAAUGGCUAAGGUCUGAUGAACCUGCUUUAACAAAACGUAAGCAUAUAUAUGCGCGCGCCGUGACGAUUCUUUCAGAAACGUGUGCUUUGCAAAUGUUAAAAUUGCACAAAAUAGCUGAACUCCUUCUUAUAAAAGACCAUCACAGUACAGUUAAUGAAGUGGACGCUGUUUGCCAGUUAGCUCGACAUUUCAUCAUACAUUUACAUGUGUUGGCCAAUCAAUUUGUAGACCUAUUUGUCAACACCUGUAAGCCACAAGUAGAAGAUUCUGACGAAGAUUUCCAUUCGUAUGUAAGUUUGAUUUUUUCGGAAAUGUUACAGGCUCGCCAGCAAAUCGAGAAAGCUCAUAUGUUAUUUUUGCCCGUAUUACAAAUAGGGGCCGUCUAAGUCCACGUGUAAUAAUUGAUCCAUUUUUCUUUUAAAUUUUUCAAUCUCAUC